Molecule: messenger RNA, 609 nt
Organism: Populus nigra (black poplar)
Lineage: Eukaryota; Viridiplantae; Streptophyta; Magnoliopsida; Malpighiales; Salicaceae
Product: serpin-Z7-like
Exons: 2
Coding region: 1-609 (202 amino acids)
Molecular function (GO): serine-type endopeptidase inhibitor activity
Source: RefSeq, a predicted model, not a curated record
AUGAAGUCAUUUCAUGGGUUGAGGCUAAACCAGAGGACUUAUCAAAAACCUCCUCCCCAGUCCCCACAAGAGUGUCUGAGCGAUGAUACAGCUCUUGUCCUUGCAAAUGAACUCUACUUUAAAGGAGCAUGGGAUCGAAAAUUUGAUGCAACAAAAACUGAAUACAAAGACUUCCAUCUUCUUAAUGGACAGAUUGCUCAAGUUCCUCUCAUGUCCAGCAAAGCAUAUAGCAGAAACAUCUUGAUGGAUGCUUUGAUGGUUAUAAAAUUCUCAAAAUUGCCCCAAAAAGGUCAAGAGUCCACGUCCAGUCCUGAAUUCUAUGAAAAACACAAUUUGCAAGAAGAAGAUCUACCGAACUUCUGGACUCCAAGAUUUAAGUUCCCAUUCAAGUUUGAAGCCUCGGGUACCAUGAAGGAACUGGGAAAGGUGCUACCAUUUAGUCUUGUUGGAGGAUUUUCUGAGAUGGUUGAUUCCCCUGUGUCACUUGUGUUGUCUAAGGUAUUUCAUGAGUCCUCUAUUCAAGUGAAUGAGAAAGGAACAGAAGCUGCAGCUAGUACUGCUCCAAGAUUUAUUAAUUAUGUGGCGGGCUGCAUCCUCCAAACUUCGUAG